This is a messenger RNA of Lithohypha guttulata, 801 nucleotides long. RefSeq lists its product as uncharacterized. Bases 1 to 801 code for a protein of 266 amino acids. The transcript has a single exon. The record is from RefSeq and is a predicted model, not a curated record. NCBI's taxonomy places the organism in Eukaryota, Fungi, Ascomycota, Eurotiomycetes, Chaetothyriales, Trichomeriaceae.
AUGGCAGCACCCGACCAACAACAACAAUCCACCCUCACCCCAAGAUCCUACACCUACUACCACGCCGGCCCCCUCUUCUCCCUCUCCGACCUGCACACAAACUCCCUCCUCGCCAACAAAAUCCACACCCUCUCCAACCACAAAUUCAUCCCAAUAGUGCCCCAGGACCUCGAACAGCGCGACACCUCCCCCCACAGCAUCCGCGACCAAGAUAUCCGCAGUCUUCUGGGGUGUGAUCUCGCGCUCUUCACCUAUGACGGCGCGGAACUCGAUUCAGGUACCGUGGUGGAAUACAUGCUCGCCAAAUUCGCUGACAUCCCGACUGUGGUUUUGCGGACAGAUUUUCGAAAGGCGGGAGAUCAGGGGGUUGGAGAUGCAGGGACUGGUACUAGUAGUAAUGGUAGUAGUGCGGGCGAUCCGUGGAACCUAAUGAGUAGUUUUUGGCCACGGACGAGACGGGUGGUGGUCGAUGCCAUGCUGGGCUAUAAGACUGGCUUGGCCAAGGCUUUGGAGCAGAGGAACAUGGCUGAGGGGCAGCUUGAAAAUGUGACGAGUCUCGAUGUUGGUGGUGGGCAGGCGGCUUUGCUGGCUGGGCAGAUGUUGCUGGAGGAGACUGCUAGGCGGAUAGUGGAGGCAUUGGAAGAGGUGCUUGCUAUGCCUGCUACGAUGCCAGAGGAAUUGAGGCCUCAUGUGUAUGAAUGGAUUGGCUUGAUGCCAGGUUUUAAGAGCGGUUCGAUAGAAGCCGAUCUACAUUCUAUGUCACAAUUGUUGAGGAAAAAGGAAGAAAAGGGGUUGUUAUGA